This is a messenger RNA of Glycine soja, 5257 nucleotides long. RefSeq lists its product as uncharacterized. The record is from RefSeq and is a predicted model, not a curated record. Gene Ontology annotation, biological process: regulation of transcription by RNA polymerase II. Lineage: Eukaryota; Viridiplantae; Streptophyta; Magnoliopsida; Fabales; Fabaceae. The transcript is spliced from 20 exons. Bases 272 to 4531 code for a protein of 1419 amino acids.
UUUAAAUUUUUUUAUUCUCUCUCAUUUCACUCUUGCCCUGCCCUUGGAGAGAACUGCACGAAACGAAGUCUAAAAAAACGGAUCCCAAUCGAUAACUGAACCCUAACCCUAGAAAACGGGGCUUAUCCUCUUCUUCCCCUUUGCGUUCGUUCAUUCGCUCUGAAAUCGAAUAAAUUGCGAUAGGCUUUGUCGUUUUACCUUUCUCUGGUGCGCGCGUGAUAGGGUUAUUAGGUUGCGUCGUUACGCUAGGGUUUGGAUUUUAUAUGAUGGAAUGCUCUGCUUCUUGUGUACUUUGUUGUUGCCGGUGAUGACCGGGGGCCGAUGUCACCCGUGGGAGGGUAUGGCGGAGGGAGGUGAUGCCGCCGCCGUGGAGAGACGGUGCGAGGUUAAUUUUCCGGCGGAAAUCCCUCGCGACUCUGCUGUUUGCAAAAUUGACUACUUGUCCCAGGCUAGGAAAUCGCUUGCGGAGCGUUCGCCUUUCGAUGUUGCUGAAGAAACGUCGACUUCCGCGGCUGCGGUUACUCUGCCCAGUGGCUUGGCUGUUUUGCUGAACCGGCAGGGUGAUAACAGGAGGCGUCCCAAGAAGUCUCAUUCUGGCGCAAAUAAGAGGAAAUCGUCGAAUAGGGCGAACCAGAAGAAGCCGGAGGACUCUAACAUUUGGAUUGAGACGGAGCAGUACUUUAGGGACUUGACCGUGGCUGAUAUUGACACCUUGUUUGAGGCCUCUCGCAUUUCUAGUUUAAUGUCUCAGAACUGUUUCACCAUCCCGUGUCUGGGAAAUGCUCCUAGGUACAAUGCAGUUACUAGUAAUAGGGGGAAUGGAAUGGAGCCUGUUCCAAGAUUCAAUGAAGUAGUUUGUAGUGAGGAUGGAAAAAAGGGUGAGGAUGAAAACAAGGGUGGUGAAGUGGUGGAAAAUGAGGAUGAAUUGUUGGUAAUUGAGGCAAUUGAUGAUGUUACUGUUGAACAAGUUCCUCCUCAGGAUGACAAGAGUGAGGACAUUUCUGAUUCUUCAGUUAGUUUAGAGUGGUUUUUAGGUUGUAGGAAUAAGGUUUCUUUGACUUCUGAGCGCCCUACCAAGAAAAGGAGGCUUUUGGGUGUUGAAGCUGGUUUGGAGAAAGUUUCAAUGACUUGUCCUUGUGAUGAGGGCCAACUGUUUUGCCAUUAUUGUGGUAGGGGAGACACCAGCAGAGAUUCCAAUAGGUUAAUUGUCUGUGCUUCUUGUAAAGUGGUAGUUCACCGAAAGUGCUAUGGUGUGUAUGAUGAUGAUGUAGAUGGGACUUGGAUGUGUUCCUGGUGCAAGCAAAAGGUUGAUGUUGAUGAAUCGUCGAAUCCUUGUGUUCUUUGCCCAAAGAAGGGUGGCGCAUUAAAGCCAGUUAAUAGCAGCGCAGAAGGUGCGGGGUUGGUCCCAUUUGUGCACUUGUUUUGCUCUCUGUGGAUGCCUGAGGUUUAUAUAGAUGAUCUGAAGAAGAUGGAACCUGUUAUGAAUGUGGGAGAAAUCAAGGAAACCCGAAAGAAACUAAUGUGUAGUGUUUGCAAAGCAAAGUGUGGUGCAUGUGUUCGAUGUAGCCAUGGAAGCUGCAGAGCUUCUUUCCAUCCUUUAUGUGCAAGGGAAGCUAGACAUAGGAUGGAGGUUUGGGCAAAGUAUGGUAACAAUAAUGUUGAGUUGCGGGCUUUUUGCUUGAAGCACUCAGAUCUACCAGAAAAUAGAAGCAUCUUGCCAUUGAAAGGCUCUAUCGCAGGUACGAAUGAUAUUUCAGAAGCCAAUGGCUUUCCAGUGGCAUUGCCAGUGAGUGGUGAACAGAGCUUGAAAGAUUGCAGGAAUGGAGGAUUAGCCUCUGAUAGUAGUCCUGACAAACUGAACCAUAAUGAUGAACUGCCAGAUGGAGGACUAUCUGAUUGCAGGUUAAGUGCUCAUGACGACAUGUUGGGAUGUGGUGCUGUGCCCCAACAAGAUGUUGGAGUGGUAGGGAGAGCCAAUGAGAAUGUUGAUGCAUCUGACUCUCUCAGUUUUGCACUUGUUUUGAAGAAGUUGAUUGAUCGAGGAAAAGUUGAUGUAAAAGACGUAGCAUUGGAAAUUGGCAUUUCACCAGAUACAUUAACUGCAAAUACCAAUGAAGCUUAUAUGGCCCCUGAUGUCCAACACAAAAUAGUCAAUUGGCUAAAAGCCCAUGUAUAUACUAAUGCAUUUCAGAAGGGUUUAAAAGUUAAAUUCAAACCAGCCAAUGCAUCCAAAAACGACAGUGAAGCCAUAGAUGGUUCUGACACUUUACCAAUAUCAGAUUCGGGUUUGUUGGAUCCUGUUGCUGUUAAGUCAGUUCCGCCCAGGAGAAGAACCACCAGUAACAUUAGGAUUUUGAAGGAUAACAAAGUGAUAUGUUCAUCUGAGGGGGUUAUUGGUGAGAAUGGGAUGCCGGUGGACAUGUGCAGAGUAGGUCAGUCUGACUGUGACAAUCCAACCAAUUAUAAUGAAGCAUCCAUUCCCAAUGCAACUGAAAUGAACUUAACCAAGUCUGAGGAUAUUUUUCAUGAAGUUCAAGGCAAUGCUUCUGGAUGUGUUUCAGCAGGCAACUCUACUGCUUGUUUGCAAAAUGCUUCUGUGCUUUCUGAUCACUGUCUUGUUCAUUCUGCUUCAGAACCACCUGAUUUUGGUUUCAUAAAGAAGGAUGCAAUCUCUAGUUACAUUCAUCCAUACAUCAACAAGAAAUUGCUGCAGAUUCGUGAUGGGGUGCCCUUGGAGGACAUUAUAUCAGGUUCAAGUGAUGAGGGAAAUUCUUCUUUGGUUGAAUCCUUUCGGGCUAGUGCCUGCUCAAGCAGCCAAAAUCAGAAUUUAACUCGCGUUGAUAUUUCAAAGCCUGAUGAAGUAAAUAUGGAGCAGUUGGUUAGGGCUAGAAAAAUGGGACUUUUGGAAUUUUCUCCACAAGAUGAAUUGGAGGGGGAACUUGUUUAUUUUCAGCAUAGAUUAUUGCAGAAUGCAGUUGCAAAAAAGAGGCAUAUUGAUAACUUAAUCUACAGUGUUGCCAAGAGUUUGCCACACGAGAUUGAUAAGGCACAUCAACAAAGAUGGGAUGAUGUUAUUGUUAAUCAAUAUCUGCGUGAUCUUAGAGAGGCAAAAAAGCAAGGCAGAAAAGAAAGAAAGCACAAAGAAGCACAGGCAGUGUUGGCUGCUGCAACUGCUGCUGCGGCAGCAUCUACUAGGGCUCUCCGGAAAGACACCUUAGAUGAAUCAAUGCAACAAGAGAAUUUGUUAAAAUUGGAUACUCUAAAUGGAAGAACCGGUGCUUGUUCUCAGCCGAUGUCUCGAGCCAAAGAGACACUUUCAAGAGUAGCUGUGACAAGAACUUCGUCAGAGAAAUAUUCGGAUUUUUGCAUGCCAACCUCCGAUUUGUCUAAGGAGCAUUGUAAAUCAUGCGAUAUUUGCAGACGAUCAGAGUUUAUUUUAAACCCUAUCCUAGUCUGCUCUGGUUGCAAGGUUUCGGUGCACUUGGAUUGCUACCGUAGUGUGAAAGAAACAACAGGUCCAUGGUACUGUGAGUUAUGUGAAGAUUUGUCAUCUAGAAGCUCCGGGGCAUCUGCUAUCAAUUUCUGGGAGAAGCCUGUUGCAGAAUGUGCUCUCUGUGGUGGUACUACUGGUGCUUUUAGGAAGUCUUCUAAUGGUCAAUGGGUUCAUGCCUUCUGUGCUGAGUGGGUUUUUGAGUCUACAUUCAAAAGAGGACAAAUAAAUGCUGUUGAAGGAAUGGAAACUUUGCCAAAAGGAGUUGACAUUUGUUGCAUCUGCCACCACAAGCAUGGUGUAUGCAUGAAGUGUUGCUAUGGCCAUUGUCAGACCACAUUCCAUCCAUCCUGUGCUAGAAGUGCUGGUUUGUACAUGAAUGUGAGGACUACUGGUGGCAAGGCUCAACACAAAGCUUACUGUGAAAAACAUAGUUUGGAGCAGAAGGCAAAGGCUGAAACUCAAAAACAUGGAAUUGAAGAGUUAAAAAGUAUCAGGCAAAUUAGGGUUGAACUAGAGAGAUUACGUCUCCUUUGUGAAAGAAUUGUGAAACGUGAAAAAAUAAAGAGUGAUAUACAGAAUCUCCAUGUAGCAUUUUCAGUUAGAGGGAAUUGGUACUAUGUUCACAUGACAUACUGGCCUUUAAAAGAGAUCAUGUUGCUAGGUCCGUGCUGGUUCGAAGCCCUUUCAUCCUUCCGGAUGGUAGUUCAGAAUCAGCUACAACGUCCCUUAAAGGGAACACAGAGGGAUACAGAUCAUGCAGUGAACCACUUCAAAGAUCAGAUGAUGUUACUGUGGACAGUUCAGUUUCUGCUAAGCGCCGUGUCAGAGUCGCCAUAUCUAUGGACACAGACUCAAAAUUGGACGAUGACUGCUCAACCUCUCAAAGUCGAUUCAACCACAGGAUUCCAGAUAGAUUGCAAUUUUCUGGCAAGAAGGUUCCUCAUAGAACUGCUGCAUCACGUAAUAUUUCAGAUGAAGGUGGAUGGAUAUCCAAAUCUAGAAAUCAUUCCGACAGAUUCGGAAAAGAGCUUGUUAUGACGUCAGAUGAAGCAUCUAUGAAGAAUUCAAUGCUACCUAAAGGAUAUGCAUAUGUUCCUGCUGAUUGCUUGUCAAAUGAGAAGCACUCUGACGAGGACGUAUAUGCUAGUGAACCAGUGGAGCAUGACAGGUAGAGUGUUGGAUCCCAGCCUGGUUAUUUAUUUUUCCUUCGAGGCUGACAUCCAUAAUAUUCAAUGCCGUGCUAUUUUUCUUCGAGUGGGGAAGUUUUAUUUGAGAAUGGCAAAAUGUAGAGAUAGGGUUCCGGUCACUGAAAUUGUUGCAGAAUGUUGCUUUCUGUUCUGGCGGGGGCAAGUUUUGUUAGCAUUGUUGUACAUUCCUUGAGAGUAAACUGUACAGUGGAUGAGCAUUUCUUGCAUUUGUAUUAGAGGGGUAUAUGCAUUCCGUUUUUUUGACACACUUGUGGGAAGGACUAAACGGAAGCAUUCCUUGUAAUCAUACAAGGGAAGAUCAGGGAAUCACCUGUUUUUUCUGUAAAGUUGACGUGUACAGAUUUUAUGACAGUCGUAGUAAUUCUGAAAGGGAUCGUGCUCUCGACAUCAGAUCCACCGAGCAUAUAAAUUAUAUAUAUUUAACUCCCACCUCAUAAAUUUGUAUUCCUCCCUUUAUACGGCAUUUCUAUUAUGAUGAUUCUUGUGACUACUGAAUUCCCUUGUUAUAAUGUAGAUGUAGUUAGUGAUAAUUGAUCCUGUUUCAUUUGUUAUGCAA